AUGACUACACUUAUAGCCCGGCUCCGGCCGUCUCUACGUUCACCAGUAGGGAAUUUGGCUGCGAUCCGGAGCUUCACCAUCUCCUACAGUUUGCGGGAUCCCGCCGCCGCAGAUGUGGCUGCGUCAUUCCUUUCGCGCUUCCAAUCACUAGGGCCCCAGACCCGCACUCAAACACUAGAUGCCAACCAACUUCAGCUUCUGAGCCUCACACUCAAUCGUCCCUCCCUCUUUCCUGGCUCGCCCUUGCUCUCCAAUGCACCAACAGGGCCGCCGGCCGAAACACCCGUCCCACCCGGAUACCACCUAGUAUAUUUUACCCCUGCUUUCCUAGAAGCUGAGCUUGGCGCGGACGGUACAGAUGCAUCAUAUAACCCUGAUACGCCCUUCACUCGCCGCAUGUGGGCAGGAGGUGAGGUGCUUUGGCCGAGGAAUUCAGAGGGGAAGCCCAACCUCUUGCGGGUGGGCCAGGAAGUGCACGAGACAACACAUGUAUUGAGCGCUGAGCACAAGGUCGUCAAGAAGACGGGUGAAGAUAUGAUCGUAGUCGGGGUCGAGAAAGCUUUUUCAAAUGAACAGGGAGUCUCGGUCAUUGAUCGCAGAAACUGGGUAUUCCGCAAGGCCUUACCACCGCCGUCAGCAUCCUCAGCGCCAAGUGAUCAGUUUCUGGUCUCAACUUCUCAUACUGCGGCCCCAAAGCAGACCGCGAUAUCCACUAAAGGCAAUACCCAUUCGCGGACUUUUGUGCAGACCCCUGUCACUCUUUUCCGGUUCUCUGCGUUAACUUUCAAUCCGCACAAAAUUCAUUACUCACUUCCCUGGGCGCGCGAUGUCGAGGGGCAUAAAGAUGUGGUCGUUCAUGGACCAUUGAACCUGAUCACAAUCCUGGACCUCUGGAGGGACACUCAAGGUAGAAAGGUUGCCGAUCCCACUCUGGUGGUCCCUCAGCGCAUCUCAUACCGUGCAACGAGUCCGUUGUAUGCGGGUGACGAGUAUUCGGUGGUGUUGCAAGAGGAGGGUGAUCGGUCUAAGGUGCACAUUGUUGGAUUGAAUGGAGUGGUCGCGAUGAAGGCAGACAUUGAAUAG
Penicillium longicatenatum is the source of this 1083-nucleotide messenger RNA. RefSeq names its product hydroxyacyl-thioester dehydratase HTD2. The transcript is spliced from 2 exons. The record is from RefSeq and is a predicted model, not a curated record. Gene Ontology annotation, molecular function: (3R)-hydroxyacyl-[acyl-carrier-protein] dehydratase activity. Gene Ontology annotation, cellular component: mitochondrion. The coding region runs from base 1 to 1083 and encodes 360 amino acids. NCBI's taxonomy places the organism in Eukaryota, Fungi, Ascomycota, Eurotiomycetes, Eurotiales, Aspergillaceae.